Molecule: messenger RNA, 264 nt
Organism: Rotaria socialis
Lineage: Eukaryota; Metazoa; Rotifera; Eurotatoria; Philodinida; Philodinidae
Source: the annotation of a GenBank genome assembly
AUGCGUACUAACAAUGGAGCUGAAGCUUGGCACCGUCGUUUAAGUUCAAUUAUUCAAUGUCAGCAUCCUACUCUUUGGAUAUUUAUUAAUAAUAUAAAAAUUGAAGAACAUUUCAUUCACUGUCAAUUGGUAAAACUUAAUGCUGGACAAAGAAUUGAGCCAAAUAAAAAAUAUUUGAAUUAUAGUAUACGUCUACGUCAUUUAAUUAAAUAUCCACUUCGAUCUAUUCUACAACAAUUAGAUGAACUUGCUCAUAAUUUAUAA